AUGAAGUUCUCUGUUUUGUUGCUCUUCGGUAUUUUUACGCAAGUUUAUGGAUUUUCCAUACCCAAAGUUUAUAACACAAAAGCUGAAGGAUGUGUUAAUGAAAGAUGUGGACCACAUUGUGAUGUGAAUGGUGUAAAAAUAUUUCCAGGAGAAAGGUUUAAUUUGGAAGGAGAAUGUGAAAGAUUAUCUUGUACUCAAGACUUUACAGUAACAUUCUCAACUUGCAGAGGCUUUGAUAGUGAGUGGAUGUAUUUUAAUUAUCUUAUUCAAAGAUUUUAUUACGAUUUUGUUUCCUGA
Messenger RNA from Clunio marinus, 297 nucleotides. Lineage: Eukaryota; Metazoa; Arthropoda; Insecta; Diptera; Chironomidae. The record is from the annotation of a GenBank genome assembly.